AUGAAUUACACAGCCAACAGUACAUAUCAAACCAAUCUCAAUCUCUUACUCUCAUCUCUGGCAACUACAUUCACAGACACCAACACUAUCUCUCGGUAUCGUUACCGUAACAUUACAAUCGGAAGAAAUCCAAAUACUGUUUAUGGAUCCUUACACUGCCGUGAAGAUAUUGCACCGGCUAUAUGUGCAGUAUGUGUUCAGAUUGCUGCUGAAAGGGUUACGCAAGAUUCCGGGUGUCCAAGUAAAAAAACAGCCAUUCUUUUCUACAACGGAUUUAUUUUAAGGUAUUCAGAUGAGAAUUACUUCUCCAUCUUGAAUGAAGAACCAUCCGUUGUCUUAGUGUUUGUGGAUAAUAGUAUUGCAAACCAAGUCGGGUACAUAGACUUAGUAACUGGACUACCGGAUGAUUUAGUUAUUGAAGCUGUUACUAAUACUUCUAUUAGUCCUUCUUUAUACGCUACUGGUUCAGCAAAUUACAAUACAUCUAACCAAGUUUAUGCAAUGGUUCAGUGUACACCAGACUUGGCACCAACUCUCUGUAGUAAAUGUCUUAGAUCAGCUCUUGGGAAAUUACCUUCUGGUGCCCAAGGGGCAAGUAUACAACUCGAGAAGCAGUCGAGUUGCAAACCAAGGGUAUAUUACCCAAUGGAGAAGCAGUCGCUGUCAAAAGACUUUCUAAAAACUCAAGCCAAGGAGAAACUACUCGUGUACGAGUUAAUGGAUGCAAGUCUAGACCAUUUCAUAUUCGAUACUGUGAAACGAAUGCAUUUAGAUUGGGAAAAACGAUACAAGAUUAUUGGAGGAAUUGCUAAAGGUCUUCUUUAUCUUCAUGAGGAUUCUCGGCUCAGGAUAAUUCAUCGAGAUCUCAAAGCUAGCAACAUAUUAUUAGCCGAAAAUAUGAUUCCAAAAAUUUCAGAUUUUGGAAUGGCUAGGCUUUUUAAGGUGGAUCAAAGUCAAGCUAAUACAAGCAGAGUUGCAGGAACAAUUGGGUAUAUGGCUCCAGAAUAUAUGCGACAUGGACAAUUUUCUGUAAAAUCAGACGUUUAUAGUUUCGUUGUCCUAGUUCUCGAGAUUCUUAGCGGAAAAAAGAUCACAUGUCGUUAUGUACUGGCCACAGGAGGCGCUCAAGAUCUUCUGACUUAUACAUGGAGGCAUUGGCAUAAAGGAACAGCUUUAGAACUGUUAGAUUCAAGUUUCAAAGAUCGUUGUUCAAGAACCGAAGCAAUGAAAUGUAUCCACAUUGCCCUUUUAUGUGUUCAAGACAGCAUUGUUGAUAGACCUACCAUGUCCACGGUCAUCUUAAUGCUUAGCAGCAACUCCAUGACUUUCCCAUUACCUACACAACCUGCAAAUUUUGUGCCCGACCAAGCAGUGGCAGAGGAGACAUGGAAAGACAAUGAGGCAUCCGUUUCUGAAUUGGAUCCUCGUUAA
Messenger RNA from Papaver somniferum (opium poppy), 1431 nucleotides. RefSeq names its product cysteine-rich receptor-like protein kinase 10. The transcript has 6 exons. Gene Ontology annotation, molecular function: ATP binding; protein kinase activity. NCBI's taxonomy places the organism in Eukaryota, Viridiplantae, Streptophyta, Magnoliopsida, Ranunculales, Papaveraceae. The coding region runs from base 1 to 1431 and encodes 476 amino acids. The record is from RefSeq and is a predicted model, not a curated record. Gene Ontology annotation, biological process: protein phosphorylation.